Molecule: messenger RNA, 1062 nt
Organism: Pecten maximus
Lineage: Eukaryota; Metazoa; Mollusca; Bivalvia; Pectinida; Pectinidae
Exons: 2
Coding region: 21-881 (286 amino acids)
Source: RefSeq, a predicted model, not a curated record
GCGGUGACGUCAUAAUAGCCAUGCAUGUAUAUAUACACCACUGUAUCAAGGCUGAAGUUAAACUUUCAAUCAUGUUGCGUAUGACACCAGAACAGGCUACGGAAAUAACGAUGGUGGCUAAACAGUUGUUUCAGGAGCAUUCCUACACACAUCGACCGGAGCCAACAGAGUACACGAUGUACACCUCAAACAUGCACAUGUCCUUUCCCAUAGUCAUACACGUCAAUGAGAGGGAGGGUGUGGACCCUAGCACGGGGUUUCCUCCACGGACUUACUACGUGCCCCGCCACCGAGGCGACCUGCUUUACCCUCACUGGCUCCACAAUCUACUGGGCCGCAACCUUAAAUUCUACACCACUUUAGAUCAGGACACGGCUCGCGAGGCCAGUAUGUACAGGGAGGGACAGCAGCUGAUACAGAAGAUGAGGUCCAUCUCUGCCAUACUUUCGUGGGACCCAAAAAAUCCAGUGGGGUUGAAACUCAUAAUGGCUGAAAACCACGGCAACUGUCGCCUACCACAGAGACGGCGACAGAAGGGUCUCAUGGCUGAUUGUGUGUUCUUGGAUAACAAAAGCGACCGUGUUGCCAUCCAAGGUAAACUUUUCUCGAUGAUUAUCGGGAUGCCGUUUCCAGGAGACGUUACCAGAGACGUGGAGGACCCAGGAACCAAGAUUGAUGUUGGAAUGUUUUUCCGGGCACUCGAGUGUGCUCCGAACAUCCGUGUUAAAUGGAACAUAUCACUGACACGAAAGGAUAUACCCACACACGUACUAGACGUUAUUAUCGAACGGGAAAGAGAAUUUGAUGAUUUCGAUGAUGACGAUGAAACAUUGGAUGGCGAGUCUGACGAUUCGGACAUGGAAGAGAUGGAGCCAAUCUGAUCAGUCCAACAUAGUUAAAAUAUCCCCGGAAAAAUACAAAAGGAGAAGAAUAGUUAAUGCUACACACCAAUGUGGAGAACAACAUUGGAUGUUUCGUAAAUCUCUUAUAUUCAUGUGAUGUCUUUGUUUAUUGUUGAUUUCAAGAACCAACAUUAUUUUUAUGAAAUAUAUAAAAGUUUCC